AUGCUUUUGUAAAUAGCCAGGAAUGGACACUAAGUCGAUCAGUGCCAGAACUAAAAGUGGGAAUUGUGGGAAAUUUAGCUAGUGGUAAAUCUGCUCUUGUACAUCGUUAUCUGACUGGGACCUAUGUCCAGGAGGAAUCACCAGAAGAUAUGGAUGCAGGUGGGAGAUUCAAGAAAGAGAUAGUAGUUGAUGGACAGAGCUACCUAUUGCUAAUUAGAGAUGAAGGAGGUCCUCCUGAAGCACAGUUUGCCAUGUGGGUUGAUGCUGUUAUCUUUGUCUUCAGUCUUGAGGAUGAAAUUAGCUUCCAGACAGUGUACCACUAUUAUAGCCGUAUGGCAAACUGUCGUAAUGCUAAUGAAAUCCCAAUGUUACUAGUAGGAACUCAGGAUGCUAUAAAUUCAAAUAAUCCUCGUGUCAUUGAUGAUAGUAGAGCACGGAAACUAUCCAAUGAUUUGAAGAGAUGUGUCUACUAUGAAACUUGUGCUACCUAUGGGCUGAAUGUGGAGCGAGUCUUUCAGGAUGAUUUAACACCUGGAGAUCUGAACUGCCCAGAUGAACUGUGGGAUGGGGUUUGCUUAGGGACACUUUAAAAUAUCCAUCUGUAAAGGAAUCCCUCAGAUCCUGUCUAUUAUGCCUGCUAUCAACUACUCUUAAUAAAAGUUCCUGUUGGAAGAAAUUGUUUCCAAGAGUUCUGCUUUCUUAAGAUGUGGGUUGACAUGGGUCCUUAAACUCAGUCUCUUUCUUCUUCUUUUUAACAAUAUUUUAUUGAGUUUAUAUACGUAAAGAAAAAAUCGGAACAA
This is a messenger RNA of Crotalus tigris (Tiger rattlesnake), 800 nucleotides long. RefSeq names its product arf-GAP with GTPase, ANK repeat and PH domain-containing protein 1-like. Gene Ontology annotation, cellular component: nucleus. NCBI's taxonomy places the organism in Eukaryota, Metazoa, Chordata, Lepidosauria, Squamata, Viperidae. The transcript has 7 exons. Gene Ontology annotation, molecular function: GTP binding; GTPase activity. The record is from RefSeq and is a predicted model, not a curated record. The annotation marks the transcript as partial.